Messenger RNA from Theobroma umbraticum, 2802 nucleotides. The record is from RefSeq and is a predicted model, not a curated record. Lineage: Eukaryota; Viridiplantae; Streptophyta; Magnoliopsida; Malvales; Malvaceae.
UUAUUGGGAAAGAACCUAAGUCGGAGAAUAACUUCUGACAUUAGGCAGGUUGCAAGUCAAGUUGCAGAGGAAUGCAAGCGUUCGCCUCUUGCAAUCAUAAUACUAGGAAGGGCUCUAAGAGGGAGAGCUUUGGCUGAAUGGAGAAAAGCAUUUCAAGGACUUAAUUCAGAAUUGAAAGAGGGAGAAAGCGAAGAAGUUAGAAUUGUUUACAGAAGUGUAAAGCUGAGUUAUGAUCAUUUGGAGGAUAAUGAGACCAAAAAAUGCUUCUUAUUGUGUUCUUUGUUUCCGAAAAAUGAUCCCAUUGCUCCGCAGGACUUGAUAAGAUACGCAUGGGGGCUAGGGAUAUGUCAAGGCAUUGAUUCAAUUGAAGAAGUUAGCAAAAAAGUUAAUGUGGCAAUCAAAAAUCUCAAAGAUUCCUUUUUGCUGUUAGAGCAUGGGAAAGAACACUUUCAAAUGCAAAGUGGGGUUUGUGAGGCUGCUUUGCGGGUGAUAUCCAAAGAUGAGAGUUUCCUUAUGAUAAAAGAUGUGGUCAGCUUGUGGGAAACGCCAAGAAGUGAAGACCUUGAGUCCUGUUCAGCAAUCUCCUAUGUGGCUAGCAAGACAGAAAAGCUUCAUGGCGAGGAAUUCCGAGGUGAAAAGCUUCAAAUUCUGUUUCUUGGCGGGGAUGGUUGGAAGGAAAUAUCCAAUGAAUUUUUGCAAUGGUUGAAAGCACUAAAAGUUUUUUCUCUCCAUCAUGGUGAUUUGUCAGCAGAUGCUCUUCAGAACUUGACAAACCUUCGAGCUCUACAUUUGGAGCAUUGCAAACUGAAUGGCCUGUCAUCUCUAGGAAAGCUGAAGACACUGGAGAUUCUCAGCUUUCGAGGUUCUGGUAUCGGUAAAUUGCCAGAUGAAAUUGGAGAAUUAGAUAAUCUGAGAUUGCUGGAUUUGUUUGAUUGUCAAGAGCUGCAUAGAAUUCCUCUAAACUUGAUACGGAAGUUAUCCCGACUAGAAGAGCUAUAUUUCAGGCACCAUAGUUUUGAAGUAUGGUGGUCUGACGAGAAGCGUGCAGAAGGAAGCAAUCCUACCCCAUCAAAUAUCAGGUCACCUUCCAGUUUGGCAAUUGAUACACUUGAAUAUCAGAAAAGCAUUGAUAAUUUGUGUGACACAAAUUCAAGACCCUCGAAGGUUUCAGUAUUCUUACAAGAUCAAUCCAAGGAGAGGAAUCAGACAGUGAGCUAUCUUUAUCGGGAUCAUAUUGUUUAUCACAAUAAUAAUGUUUCUCCAUACGUGGCUCAAAGUGUGAAAAAGGUGAGGGUUGAACGUUGUAAUAUGUUUGGAGCAGUAUUUCAGGAUGGGUUCAUUCUUUGUGGCACUGAAGAUAACUCUGAUUCGCUGCUCUCAGAUCUAACAUCCUUGGAGCUAGAAGAUUUACCUAAUCUAAGAUGGAUAUGGUACGGGAAAGCCAAUGAUGUAAGCCUCCAAAAUCUGAGUACUGUGAAGCUAAAGAAUUGCCAUCGUCUGAAAUAUCUCUUCUCAACCUCCAUUGCUCAAAGGCUGGAGCAACUGGAAACACUCGAGAUACAUGGCUGCAAUAGGUUGAAGCAAAUUAUUGCUGAUACGAGAGAUGAUCUUGAUGUCAAUGAAACAAUAAAUCCGGCUCUCCUCCGUCCUCUAUGCUUGCCAACAUUAACAACUCUCAAGGUUACUGGUUGUCCUGCAUUGGAAUACGUUUUCCAAAUCACAACAGGUCAAAUCCUUCCAAAGCUUACACUGCUUGAAAUAGGCAGUUGCCAUGAAUUAGCACAAGUCUUCAGCUCUAAAGAUGCCGCGGACGGAGAGGACAUUGAGGUACCUCAGUUAAAAAGGUUAUCACUCAAAGACUUACAAAACUUGAAGAUCUUUUGUUCAGAAAAUCGUUCUAUCAAGUUACCAGCAUUGAAACAGAUCGAAGUGGAAGCAUGCCAUCAAUUCAGUAAUAAUGCCAUGUGUGAAGUGAUAAAGCAUUGUCGUUUACAGGAAGUUUGCCUCAUCAAAGUGGGAAGUCAAUUGUGUGGAAAGAUCUUUGAACUUCCAGGUGGAUACAUCCUAUCAAGUCUGCUGCAACUGACAUUGGAAAAGAUAAAUGAGCUGCAAGCUAUAUGGAAAGAGCCCACCCAAAUAAUCGCCCUUCAAAAUCUUACUCAUUUGAAAGUGGUCAAGUGCAAUAAACUGAAAACUCUAUUCUCACUUUUACAUGCUCGAAAUCUGCUGCAGUUAAGCCAUCUACUUGUACAAGAAUGCAAGGACUUGGAGCAGAUCGUUGCCGGGGAUCAGAUUUCAUCAUCAUCAUCAUCAUCAUCUCGUCUCAAACCUGUAUACUUCCCUAACCUUAAGGAAAUAUCGAUUGAAAUUUGCAACAACCUGAAAAGUCUCUUCCCUGUUAGUGUCGCCCACCUUCCAAAGCUCGAAACAUUAAGAGUUAACAAGGCAUCUAAAUUGAAACGAAUCUUUAUACAUGAAGGUGAAGCCAAAGUCAAAAGUGAAGGGGAGAUAGUGCUUUGCUUCCCUAAAUUGGAAGUUUUGCACCUGGAAAAGCUAUGGAACCUCCACAGCAUCAUCCCGUUGGGUUAUGAAUGCGUAUUUCCGGUUUUGAAAGCAUUAGCGCUGAAAGAAUGUCCUUUGUUGGCUACAAGUUUCAGGAAGGUCGAUUCAGAGCCUAUUGUCUAUGCCAAAACCAAAGAAAAUUCGUCAACCAAGGAAGAGAAUAAUUACUCUAAGUUUAGAAGGUCUGUUACAUUUCAAGAAUUACCGAACGAUUGGUCACCUGGGAUGAAAAUUGACUGA